UUAUUUCUAUAAUUGACUUUGCACAAGCACAGCCGCAAGAUGGUCUUCCAGGCACCCACAGGGAACCUUGAUGUGCUAACAUGCUACCUUCUCGCCAGCAUCUCUCAGGAUGAGCUUCGGGCUUUCAAGGCAGCCUUUGAACUAGGUAAUUUCGCACGGUUUUCUCCCAUGCUGAAGAUCAAAAUUGUUCGCCCUCCCGAAGACUACAUUGGCCAGUCUCACGAAUACAUUCGCCGCAAAGAAGAUGAAGCUGGCCGCCAAAGGGCUUUUCUCAUCCUGGAUGACAAAGCGAUGGAAAACGACGCUGUGUGGUACAUUUCUUAUUUUGCAGACGAUGAGCCUCCUGAGGAUCAGUGGGCUGUGAGCAAAGAAGUUCUAUGGAAAAUGCUCAUCAGAACUGAUAAGUUGGCGACGGUGUAUGUGAACUACGGCAUUAGCAACACAUCUCUCCAAGAAGACUUGGGCAACUGCGGCGUGGAGUUUCCUGUAAAAGAGGGGUAUGAACAGCCCGAAGUUUUCGAUUACAAGAUGGAUAUGCACAAAGUACAAUACAGCCAGCCGACAUGGGUCAGGGCUGAGCCCCAAGAAUACGAAUUAAAUAAAGGCGGCGAAGAGUUCGGGACAUAUGUCGCACCACCAAAUACACUUGCAAGGCUAAAAGAUGGAAUUGCAGAAGAGUCAGGAGUAUUGAACGACUGGGUAACACCUUAUCCAGCGGGCCCGUUUCGAAUGCCAGAUGGAACGAAGAAGGAAUUUCCCGAGGGCACAAUGGUUCUGCAGUUAAAACUUAACCCUGAUUUUCCCUGGCCACCUUUUAAGUGGCCCAAAGGGUCACUAUAAUGAAUAUCAAAGUUUUGGGCUGUGAAGAGCAUGUGAGGAGAAUUAAGAGUUUACCGGCAUAAACAUAAAUAGUAGUAUGAUGAACUUCAUGAUAGUGUCGUCGAGUUUGG
Molecule: messenger RNA, 950 nt
Organism: Trichoderma asperellum CBS 433.97
Lineage: Eukaryota; Fungi; Ascomycota; Sordariomycetes; Hypocreales; Hypocreaceae
Source: RefSeq, a predicted model, not a curated record